GCAGCAGCAGCAGCAACAGCAGCACGGCCAGCAGCAGCAGCAGCAACACCAGCACCCACAACACCCACAACAACCUCAUCGUAUCACAGAAAACUACAACACUCUCUCACACUCGCGCCAGCAGCCGCAACAGCAGCAGCAGCCUGCAUCCGGCUCGCAAGCGCAUCAAGCGCACGCAAGCGCAAGCAGCGUCGCCACGGCUCAUCUCGACGACGCGGGCGCCGCCUCGCGCUCAUCAGGCCCAGCGCGCCGCGACUCGCCGCCGCAGCACCAGCAGCCGUCGUCGUCGUCGACGGCCCUGCGCGAUUUUGUGCACGCCGGCCCGCCGCCGCUCCGCCGCUUGAGCGCGCCGUCAUUGCCUGGAGCAUCAUCAUCGAGUUUCCGCACCAGCGCCGGUCUGCCAUCACCGCUCCCCCCGUUGCCAUCAGCGCUUUCACACCACCACCACAACCAGCACCACCACGCAUCCGACGUUGCCUCUUCCUCCUCCGCACGCCCAUACCUCCCAGCACCGGCUCCGAGCCUAGCACCACGCGCCCACGCCCCGCCCCCGGCCAUCCACAUCCCCACUGGCCGCGCCAACUACGGUCGAGCAGCUUACAACGAGCCGCAGACGGCGCCCCUCGUCGCCCCACCUCGCUCGCCGCACUUUGCUCAGCACCAGCAGCAGCAGCCCCCACUCUCUGGUGGACGCAUCCCUCUCUCUCCAAUCUCGACACACGUCCGUUCUCUUCUCGCGCCACCCUACGGACCGUCAGGCUCGGCGUCUGCCCCUUCCUCUGCGUCCGCAUCAUCGUCUGCCCCUCUCGACGAGUAUCGUGCCCUUCGCUCCCCCCACCCUCCUCUCACUGCCCUCUACCCACAACACCCGUGGCCCCCGCAGCUGCCCGCCCACGUUCGAUCAGACGUAUCGGCAGCCGCGGCGUCGUCAGCUCAGCCCGACGGCGACCACCACCACCACCCUCGCCAACGCCCCUAUCUGUCCAGUCCCCUAGGCGACGGCCCAUCAAGUGCUAGCAGCACGCAUCACUCGCACAGUUUCCCGUACAACAAUCCUUCCCACCGCCACAUCCACGGCUCGCACCACGCCAGCGCUGGAGCUGCACCACAACAACAGCGCACAAGUUCGCAACAAGGGCACGCCCAGACACAACCCUUGUCCCCCGCCUAUCUUUCGGCUCCCCCUCUCUAUUCUUCGGGCCCGCCUCGAUCAAACACCACACGCACUCAUUCUCCUCUCUUUAUCCCACCACCACUUCGUUUCAAGUACUCGGUAUCGCCCCCUCCCCACUCUGCGUACCCCGAAAUGCCUCCCCGCAAAAAGGUGGCUGGAUCGACGGCGACCGUGACGUCGACACCACAGACCGUGUCCUCGGCACGCUCGUCCCGCCGCAUAGCUGGCUCCAUCCCAGACGGCAAGGGCAACGGCUGGACGACGGAGCACACGUACGACUCGAUCGGACAGCCAAAAGAAAUUAUUGUCAUCCAGGAUAGUGCAAGCCCGAUCCCCAAGAAGCGCACCCGCGCAGCUGUUGCCGCCGCCGCAGAGAGCGCAAAGUGGAACGGCGGUGGCGGGUCCCACCCCGCUCCCGCCGCUGCUAUCAACGGCUCGAGUACAGCAGCAAAGAGGCGAAAGCUUGAAGAAGAAGCAGAGGCAAAGAAGGGCAAGGCAAAGGCAACAAACUCGUCAACCUCUGUUCACACUCAGCCCGCCCCACCAUUGCCCUUGCAACCGCAGGCACACAUUCAACAACCGGCUCCGGCAACAGCAACUAGUGGCACCCAGGCUCCAGCAUGGGAUGACGCCGAAGGCCACUACAUUGUCAAGCCAGACGAUGUCAUUGGAGGACGAUAUAAGAUUGUGCGCCUGCUCGGCCAAGGAACAUUUGGCAAGGUCGUCGAAGCACGGCACAUUGAAUCUAGGCGAAAGGUGGCAAUCAAGGUCAUCCGAGCGGUCCAAAAGUACCGCGACGCCAGCAAGAUUGAAAUCCGUGUGCUCGAGACGCUCAAGAAGAAUGAUCCAGAGAACAACUUCAAGUGUAUCCACUUGUCAGAGUACUUUGACUUCCGCAACCACCCAUGCUUGGUCUCGGACCUGUAUGGCAUGAGCGUGUUCGACUUUUUGAAGUUGAAUCACUUCCAGCCGUUCCCAGAAAGGCAUAUCCAGGACUUUGCAAAGAGUCUACUUGCCAGCGUGCAGUUCCUCCACUCGUUGAAGCUCGUCCACACCGACCUCAAGCCAGAAAACAUUCUGCUCGUCAGCAAUGAGUCCCGGCUAUCCGGCCCAAGGCGCGCCAAUGCCCGAUCCAAGUCCAUUCUGCGGAACUCGGACAUCAGAUUGAUCGACUUUGGAAGCGCAACGUUUGCCAACGAGUAUCACUCGUCGGUAGUCAGUACACGACACUACCGCGCGCCAGAGAUUAUUCUUGGAUUGUCAUGGUCGUAUCCCUGUGACAUGUUCUCGAUCGGGUGCAUCCUCGUCGAGUUCUUCACUGGCGAUGCCCUGUUCCAGACGCACGACAACCUGGAGCACUUGGCCAUGAUGGAGGUGGUCAUGGGCAAGAUGCCGUCGCGGAUGAUCGAGCGUGGGAGGCUCAAGAAGCCAGAGUUCUUCAAGGGCAACAAGAUCGACUUCCCCAACCCGUCCGUCUCCAAGUCGAGCCGCAAGUUUGUCAAGGGAUUGAAGGCCUUGAAGGACAUUAUCCCGAGCACAAACCCGACGAAUGCGCUCUUCCUCGACUUGGUCGUGCGCUUACUCGACUUUGACCCCGAAACGCGCAUCACGGUGGACCAGGCUCUCCGCCACCCAUACCUGCGCCAAACCAUCCCCGAGCCGCCUUGAGCAGCAAGCAGCUCGGUUGCUUCACCAGCACCACGACCCACCUCUCCAGUCCCCAGCAUUGUCUCUUUCCCUGUCUCGUCCCAUGUUUGCUCGACCUGUAGCGGGCUACGCCACACCUACUGCACACUUUGGUAAUGAUCCGCGGCGCUGUAUUGUGCUAUGUCAAGAGUAGACGGCCAUCAGAAGCAUCAUCUGGAGAUAUGCAACGAUUAGCGAGUGG
Molecule: messenger RNA, 3062 nt
Organism: Vanrija pseudolonga
Lineage: Eukaryota; Fungi; Basidiomycota; Tremellomycetes; Trichosporonales; Trichosporonaceae
Gene: lkh1
Product: Dual specificity protein kinase lkh1
Exons: 8
Coding region: 1307-2842 (511 amino acids)
Biological process (GO): regulation of RNA splicing; protein phosphorylation
Cellular component (GO): nucleus
Molecular function (GO): protein serine/threonine kinase activity; ATP binding
Source: RefSeq, a predicted model, not a curated record